Messenger RNA from Yamadazyma jaroonii, 831 nucleotides. The record is from the annotation of a GenBank genome assembly. NCBI's taxonomy places the organism in Eukaryota, Fungi, Ascomycota, Pichiomycetes, Serinales, Debaryomycetaceae.
AUGUUAGCUAUAUUAUACUUGAUACCAUUGAUCUUGGGUAAUCAGUUCUAUCCAUUGACAGGGAAUGGAAAUAUACCCACCAUAGAGCCUUAUACGUUAGGACAAGAAAUAUUUAUGGAUUGUAUUUCCAGAAACAUUGAUAAUGGUGAACAUAAAUUUGAUGCUCAAGAUAGGAUCAUUCAUAUACCUUUCCCAGUAUGUAAGGAAACUGGUAAACCUUUAGCUUUCCAAUAUGGAAUCAGUGAAGAUAGAAACUGUACCAUUAACUUCAAUGAUGAAUUAUAUCAUUUAUUCCAAUUAUAUGUUCAUGAAGAUGCACCUUUCAGUUGUAGAAUACCUGUUAGUACUGAAUCCCAUUAUUUGGAAAAAGGUGGUGCUUAUAUUCCAUUAACAUUCAAUUUCAGAGGUGAAAUCCAUGAUAGUCAUUUAGAUAUUGAUCAAUCGAUGAAUGUUAUAUUCACUAAACCUUCAGCCCAAGAUCCAAGUCAAAAUUCUAUCAUUAGUGCCAUUGCUUAUAGUUCAAGUACUAAUGUCACUAGAGUUGUCAUAGGUAAUGAUUUAACAUUGAAUUUAGCUGUUAGAUGGUUGGAAAAUUCUCCUGUAAAUUCAAUUGGUAAUAAAUAUGGGAAAUUACCCUUUGGUGAUGGAUUUUAUAGUUUACCUAUGAACUCAAUUGCCAUAUCAUAUUCCACAAUGGUAUUAUAUUUCAUUAUUAUUGGUUUAGCUUCUUCAGCAGUUACUUGGGCUUUCAGUUAUAACAUGAUCAGUACGAAAUUCUCCAAAAGGUAUCAACCAUUAGAUCAAGAAUCUAUAAUUUCAAAAAGGGAUUAA